Messenger RNA from Rhagoletis pomonella (apple maggot), 3252 nucleotides. RefSeq lists its product as uncharacterized. The record is from RefSeq and is a predicted model, not a curated record. Bases 1 to 3252 code for a protein of 1083 amino acids. The transcript has a single exon. Lineage: Eukaryota; Metazoa; Arthropoda; Insecta; Diptera; Tephritidae.
AUGGACUCUGCUAAUGACGCCAAUCACGGUCCAUCGCCGGACGUACCAAUUCCAGACACACGUUUACCACAUACGUUACCACAGUUGCCUCCGCCUGGAUCACAACCGUCUUCAUCACAGCCAUCAAACGCGCUGUCGUUUCUGGAAGGAUCCGCCGCUAAGCUGUUUCCGCUGCCUGCCUUCGAUGGCAAUCCAGAGGAUUGGCCUCUAUUUUACGCCAACUAUAUCGACACAACAGCUGAGUUUUCGUAUAACAACAGGCAAAAUCUUAUGCGCCUGCAGAAAGCGUUGCAGGGUAAUGCUAAGCGAGCAGUCACGUCGAUGCUCAUCUAUCCAGAUGAUGUUCCUAAAGUCAUGAAGGAACUGGAAUUUAAUUUUGGACGACAAUACUUGUUAAUACGAGCACAAUUGCAGAAAGUCCAGCAGUUCCCUAGCAUCCAUGAUAAUCGUUUGGACCAAGUCUUGGAGUUCUCAAAUCGUGUUCGUAACAUGGCAGCGUUCUUUAAGUCUGCCAAAUGCGAGCACCAUUUGUUGAACCCCACUCUACUGGAACAAUUAAUAUCAAAACUGCCACCGUCCAAACAGUUUGAGUGGAGCAAGUAUGCCGCCAACAUAUUGCCGUUUCCAACAGUGGAGAGCUUCGCAGACUGGCUGAGUGAUUUGGCCAAAGUCGUGUCGAUCAUGCCCGGAGUUGCAGACAUUUCGCUACGUCAUAGCCAACCGCCAUCGUCGACGAAACACAGCACAAACUACAGUCGUCAGUUAACAUCAGGCGCAGGUUCAGCACGGCGAAUGUUUCACAGCAGUGAAGAGCAGCCCGUAUGUUUUUGCUGCAGUCAGUCGCACCUCGUAACUAAUUGUUGCAAGUUUGAAUCGCUUGACUGUGCUGCAAAAUGGUCACUUGUCAAACAACAUCGUCUGUGUUUCGGUUGCCUACAAAAGGGUCAUGGUUUGUCUACAUGUCGCCGUCGUAAAACGUGUGAUAUCAAUGGCUGUAGGCGAAUGCAUCAUAAAUCACUGUAUCAAGAACUUCGUACAAACGUUGUGCCGCCCACCGAUGGAGAACGUAUCCUGAACUGCCACCAAGCCAAAGAAGCAAGCCUAUUUAAAAUACUACCUGUACUUUUAUUCGGUCCGCAUGGUAGUAUGUCAGUGUACGCCAUGAUCGAUGAAGGUUCAUCAGUGUCACUUCUUGAGGAAGAGGUUGCCGUACAAUUAGGGUUACGAGGUCGUACCAUGCCACUUACUUUACAGUGGUACGGUGACAACCAAACUACUGAGAGCUCGAGAAAAGUCUCAUGCGAAAUUCAAGGGGUAGGCAGUGGCCAUAGUUUCCCACUCAAAAAUCUGCGUACAAUAAAGGGUCUAUGUUUGCCGAGACAAUCACUUAACAAAUACAACUAUGCGCAUUUAAACGAAUUGCCAGUGCGUAGUUAUGACGAUGUAGUACCCGUGAUACUACUCGGAUUAGACAACUGCCAUUUGUGUGUGCCCAGUAAGACAGUCGAGGUUGGUUGCGAUCAACCAGUAGCUACUUAUACAAAGUUGGGAUGGGUGGUAUUUGGACCACAUCGCCAGGACGCCCGCACCAAUCCUAAAGUUUUUCAUGUACGUAAGUCAGACUCAUUGCUGCAUCUUAACAAGUUAGUUGAGGAGUAUUUUUCGAUUGAAAAUUUUGGGGUCAAAAGUAAGAUCGCCUUGGACACAGUCGAUAAUCAGCGCGCAAAGAAAUUACUCGCAGACACAACAAAAGAUCUCGGCCAGAGAUAUGAGGUUGGCUUAUUAUGGCGGGAUGACUCGGUUGACCUCCCAUGCAGCUAUGCAGCUGCGAAGCAACGUUUAGUAAAUAUUGAGACGCGCAUGAAGAAAGAUACAGCUUACGCCAACAGCUAUAAGAACGAAAUCGCGAAAUACCUCAACAAGGGAUACGCCCGACAAUUAACACCCGAAGAGGCCGCACAUAAUAAACCGACGACAUGGUACCUCCCGCACUUCGGUGUCGUUAACCCGCACAAGCCGGGAAAGAUCCGCAUCGUUUUUGACGCAGCCGCCGUUACAAAUUCCACAUCCCUAAACUCGGUCUUGCUGAAAGGGCCUGAACAAGCGCAACCACUUGUAGCCGUUACACAUAAAUUUCGCCAGGGAAUUAUCGCAGUAGCCGGAGACAUACAGGAGAUGUUCUCGCAAGUGAAGAUCAGAAACGCCGAUCAAGACUCACAAAGAUUUCUCUGGAGAGAUGGUAACCCCGAGGAACCCGUACGUACGUACGUCAUGUCGUCAAUGAUAUUUGGAGCCAUUUGCUCGCCUUGUUGUGCCGAGCACAUAAAAAACACAAACGCCGUCAAGUUCAAGUCCACGAUGCCGAGGGGAGUGCGUGCCGUAAUUAACAACACGUAUGUCGAUGACUUGGUCAUCAGUUUUGAUACCACCAAGGAAGCCAUUGAAGUCGCCAAUGAAGCUGUAAAAAUCAACGCCGCUGCAGGCUUCAGACUACGUAAUUUCAUUUCUAACGACAAAGAUGUUCAACGAAAGCUAAAUAGGGAAAAUGAUGCUGCCAGCUCAGAGGUCGUCAAGAUGGAACGCCAAUCUACAACCGAAAAAGUUCUGGGUAUGUACUGGAAUACCGCUAACGAUGCGCUAGAGUUUCAUUUUCAGUUCCACAAAAUCGCCCGUGAUGUACUCAAUGGUACGCGAAUUCCAACAAAACGAGAAUUGCUGGGCAUAACUAUGGCGAUGUACGAUCCCUUUGGCCUGUUGGCAAACGUCACCAUAUGCUUAAAAAUAUUAAUACAAUCGUUGUGGAAACUGCAAGUGGACUGGGAUGAAGCUGUGCCUCAGCCGUUAGUUGAACGAUGGUUAACGUGGUGGAGUAAUUUCCAAUCGGUGAAGAAUUUUGCGGUGCCUCGUUGUUAUUCGUCAAUCCUGCCUGUCGCCGAUGAAAUACAGCUGCAUAUCUUCGUUGACGCUAGCUCUUGUGCUUAUUCUGCUGUCGCGUAUCUCCGCGUAAGGAAAGGAAAUAAAGUCGACGUCGCUUUAGUAUGCGCGAAAUCAAGAUGCGCACCAUUGAAAGGUAUGACGAUACCACGCUUGGAGCUGCAAGCUGCCGUUUUGGGUUGCCGCUUAAAAGAAUCACUCGAAUGUUGCCACGAUUUCCGUGUAACCAGUACGACGUUUUGGAGCACAGCAAAACCGCCAUCGUUUGGAUACGUUCCACGAGUCGAAAUUACAAGCAGUUUGUCGCGUAUCGUGUAG